AUGUCUACGGCGGAGGAGCUCCUGCGCGACUUCGAGGAAGAUGAAGAUUUCCAAAACGAGGAGGAUGUUGAUCAAGAGCCCGAGGAGGACCAAGGCCUUCAAGAUGGCGCGGAGGUGACCAACGAGUUCGACCGCUCAGUAACGACUACGGACGAAUUGACACGACUACACAAAGUCCUCCGCGAUCACUACUCCGUUCGAUUCCCCGAACUCGAGACCAUGGUCACAAAUCCAAUCAAGUACGCGAAAACCGUUGCGAUUCUCAAAAACGGACCUUUCGAUGAUAUCAAGGCCCUCUCCUCGUCUGCGGAUAACAUGGUUGGGGAACCGCUCAAGACUGUUCUGGAUGGGCCGUCUCUUAUGAUUGUUGCGGUCGAGGGCACCACCACUCGUGGCCGGAUGAUGAGCGAGACCGAGCUCAAGCUCGUUCUUGAUACAUGUGAGAGGAUUCUUAAGCUUGAUCGUGAGCGUACAGCCCUCACUCAGAGUAUUGAGUCCCGUGUGAACUCGAUUGCGCCCAAUCUAGCAGCCUUGAUCGGAUCGGAGACCGCAGCUCAGUUCCUUAACCAGACCGGUGGGCUGCUUGAGCUGGCCAAAAUCCCUGCAUGUAAUCUGGGAGCUCAAGGCUCAAAGAGACAGGAGGGAUUAGGAUUUGCUACGAAUCACGGAGUCCGUGCACAGGGCUUCCUGUACGAUUCGCCUCUCAUCCAAGAAGUACCGAACGAUCUCAAGAAGCAGGCUAUCCGCAUUGUGUCUGCUAAGAUGGUUCUUGCCGUUCGCGCAGACGUUUCCAACUACAGCAAGGAUGGCUCUCUCGGCGACGAUUUGCAGGCGCAAUGUCUCCAGCGACUGGAGAAGCUGACGGAGCCCCCGCCGAACUCCGGCGUCAAGGCCCUCCCCGCCCCUGACGACAAGCCAUCCAGGAAACGUGGUGGACGACGUGCACGAAAGGCCAAGGAAGCUGUUGCCAUGACCGAAUUACGCAAGGCACAGAACAGAGUUGCCUUUGGCAAGGAGGAAUCAGAAGUCGGCUACGGCACCGGUGAAGGCACUGUGGGUCUGGGUAUGCUUGGUCAACAGAACGACGGCCGUAUCCGCGCAACACAGAUCGAUCAGCGGACUCGCGCUAAACUCAGCAAAAAUAAUAAGGGCUGGGGCGCAUCCACCCCUGCCGGUGGCACGGCUUCGUCGCUGCGUAGCUUCGGUCAGGGCGGCGUCGGUGGCACUGCUAGUACCCUACACUCCAGGGGACUUCGUUCGUCGGGUGUUGGAACGUCUCUGAAUGCGAACGCUGGUACCGCUAGUACCAUAGCAUUCACCCCAGUCCAGGGUCUCGAGCUCGUUGAUCCCAAGGUGCAGGCUGAACUGAACCGCAAGCGCAAGGCCGAAGAGGACCGCUGGUUUAACUCUGGAACAUUCACUCAGGUCGGCAGUCAGAGCAAAGAGAAAGACGGAUUCAAGGUGCCAGCGAUCCCACCCAAGAAAAAGGUCGACACGGGCGAUGGCAAGAUGGGUCCACCACCCAAGCCAUAA
This is a messenger RNA of Penicillium cinerascens, 1533 nucleotides long. RefSeq names its product U4/U6-U5 snRNP complex subunit PRP31. Lineage: Eukaryota; Fungi; Ascomycota; Eurotiomycetes; Eurotiales; Aspergillaceae. The record is from RefSeq and is a predicted model, not a curated record. Gene Ontology annotation, biological process: mRNA splicing, via spliceosome; spliceosomal tri-snRNP complex assembly. The transcript has a single exon. Gene Ontology annotation, cellular component: U4/U6 x U5 tri-snRNP complex; precatalytic spliceosome; U4 snRNP. Bases 1 to 1533 code for a protein of 510 amino acids.